ACUGGUUUCUAUUGGUUAUUAAGAAAAAAAACUAGUUGUGUUAGUUUCACUGGCCACUCCUCACAGAAACUUAUUGUACUUCUAGAAAAGAGACAAGCAUUUUAUUUCAGAGGGCAGUUUUUAGAGAAGCAACACUUGAGCUGCUUAAGGUAAAGAUGGAACAAGGCCAAAAGUCCCAAAUAAUGAAUCUGAGCCAUGAGCACAAACCCAGACCUAUUCAGCCCAAACCUCAGGAGAGGGACCGGUGGGCCAGUAAGAUGGAGUUUAUCCUGGCGGUGGCUGGACACAUAGUUGGUCUGGGAAAUGUCUGGAGGUUUCCCUACCUUUGCUACAAAAAUGGAGGAGGGGUUUUCUUCAUUCCUUAUACUCUGUUUUUGUUUACCUGCGGCAUACCACUCUUCUUUCUGGAGACCUCUUUGGGCCAGUUUACCAGUCAAGGGGGUAUAACAUGCUGGAGAAAAAUCUGCCCUCUUUUUGAAGGCUUAGGGUACGGAAGCCAAGUGGUUGUUUUGUACACUGGGGUGUAUUACAUCAUCAUACUGGCUUGGACUUUUCUCUACCUGUUCUUAUCCCUCAGGACUGAGCUUCCAUGGGUGAGCUGCAACAACAGCUGGAAUACAGAUGCUUGCUUUGAGCAUGGACACAAUCAAACAUCCCCCCUGCAUCUGUAUGGAAAUUCAACAUCUUCGGUUGUAGAAUUUUGGGAGAGGAGAAUUUUGGGACUGUCGGAUGGAAUUGAUGAGAUUGGCAAUAUUCGGUGGGACUUGGCCCUCUGCCUACUUCUUACCUGGAUUUUAUGCUAUUUCUGUGUGUGGAACGGUGUAAAAACUACUGGAAAGGUGGUGUAUUUCACUGCCACAUUUCCAUAUGUGAUGCUGGCGGUAUUGCUCGUUCGUGGUCUUACGUUACCUGGAGCCAAAGAAGGCAUUAUGUUCUACCUCUACCCAGACCCGUCCCGCCUUGCUGACCCAGAGGUAUGGAUGGAUGCUGGCAGCCAAAUUUUUUACUCCUAUGGAGUUUGCACAGGGGUUCUGACAUCACUAGGAAGCUACAACAAGUACAGCAACAACUGCUAUAGGGAUUGUGUUUACCUGUGUCUGUUAAACAGUUUAACCAGCUUCACAGCUGGGUUCGCCAUCUUUUCAGUGCUAGGUUUCAUGGCAAAGGAGCAAGGUGUGGAUAUAUCAAUGGUAGCGGAAUCAGGUCCAGGUUUGGCCUUUAUUGCUUAUCCUCGAGCUGUGGCUUUAAUGCCACUUCCUCAGCUGUGGGCAGUUUUCUUCUUUGUUAUGAUCAUAUUCUUAGGAUUAGACAGUGAGUUUGUAUAUCAAGAGGCCCUGGUCACAACCAUCUCUGACAUGUAUCCAUCAUUCUUUCAAAAUACGUGUCGCCGCAAACUCCUCCUACUUGCCAUUUGUACUGGAGGUUUCCUGGUUGGACUUGUCAUGGUUACUGAGGGAGGUCUUUAUGUCUUCCAGCUGUUUGACUACUAUGCCUGCAGCGGGAUGACGCUUCUGCUUUUUGCUAUUCUUCAGUCUGUCUGUAUUGGAUGGAUCUAUGGUGCAGAUCAUCACUAUGAUAAUAUACAGGACAUGAUUGGAUAUCGUCCCUGGCCUUUUAUGAAAUACUGCUGGAAGUACUUUAUACCAGCAAUCUGUACUUGCACAUUUCUGUUCUCUGUGGUGAAAUAUACUCCUCUUAAAUUUAACAACACAUAUGAGUACCCAUGGUGGGGAUAUGCCAUUGGAGGAUUCUUUACUCUCUCUUCAACAUUAAUGGUUCCGCUGUGGAUGUUGUAUGCUGUGAGCACCACUCCAGGAACAUUAACACAGAGAGUGAAACUUCUGUGCACUCCAGCUAAGGACUUACCCACUGCUGCAUCAAAGAAAGCAACAAACCAUGAAGCAUUUCAGACUUUCACAGACUUGCAGACACUGCGCAAGACAGACUCCAAAUGAUAGAGGUGACAGACGUCCUCUCUCAAGUGAAUAAAAUCCAUACAGCAGGAACCAAGAAUGUUUCUUGUGCGUUCAGGAAAAGCAAUAAACAAUAUCCAGCUGCCAAAAUUCAGAGGGGAGUUGCUUAUAAUGUUAAACAUCUCCCUAGUGGUUUUGCUCAGGAUCUAUUCUCUACAGUCAAGCUGUUUUUUUCCUUUGGAAAGUUUAAAGGCAGUACAUGUUGAACCCAAAUAUUGCACAGGACUCAAAAUGAAAAAUUUAAUGAGAAGAGAAGGGGUUGUAAGUCUAAAUAAAUAAAAUGAUACUGUGAUUUUCUCCUCAGUGGUCCUCAGUGGUUUUACUGUGGAGAACAAGAUGCAAUAUACGCUUUGUGGCAAACAAUCAUAGUGUUCCCAAAAUUUUCCCCACAAUGUUAGUACAUUUCCAAAAUCCUCAGUCUUUUUUUAUUUGACAGAGGAUUAGCCAUUGUUGACACAGGAGUAAAGUUCUCCACAGAGACUGUUGGUGAGUCAAAGCAGGACUUUGAAGAUUUGGGUUCUCUAUAAUAUUUAUACUUCUGUUACUUCUAGCUCCUGAUUCAAAGCUUUACUGAGGUCCUUUUAUACAAUUUCUUUUAAGAUUUAAUCAGUAACAUAAGUGCUGUUGGGUUUUUUUUUUAACUUGACUGCAUCACUAAAGAGCCUGUCUCAGUAGCAUGGAGGAAUAUUAACAAUUUAUCUUAAAAAUCGACAGUGGUGUUGCCACUCUGAUACAUAGCUCAUAUUUUGGUUAAAUGGUAGUAGUUUGAACCAGAAAAGGGAUCACAACAAAGCUCACAUCAAAGAGGUAGACGUAUAAAAGACAAUAUAUAACAAAGAAGCACAAAUAAGAAGCAUAAUUAAUUCCUGCACUGGAUAAUUGCAAUUAAUUUAGACUCCCAGUUUCACUUCAUUACAACUUCAGUCUUUUAUGCUGCAAAGGACAAGCACAAGCAUAAACAAAGGUACCCUGCAUGGCACCAGAAUUAAUACAUGAAUGUGCUUCUGUAAAGUUGUGCAUGGCCCCAAUGCACUACUAUUCCAGUAAUCAAAGUGGGGUUAUGUAUCAAAUGCUUACUGCAGUUAACAGCAGUAAGCCAGAUCUGAAUUUGUGGAAUCACAUGGAAAUACUGACAGCAAAGCUAAGCUAACCACUGCAGAGAAUUUAGGAUUUUUAAACAAAGUCACCAAUAACGAUCAGGUUUAGGUGACAAUUUUUUGAAUAAUGUUCUUUUUCCUGACUCGCUUCUCUUAUUGUCUGUAAGGCAGUGGCAAACUUUAGACAAAAAUAUGGCAGAUGAUGACGGAAAUGUGGACAGACAAUAGAGAUGGAAGACUCUGAGGUGUUAAUCCAACUACAAUUUGUGAAAUAGGCAUGAAAAUGACCAUGUCUACACCCCUUUAACACCUGAAACUGUGGGAAAACUGGGUCUGUAGGCUGUAAUUCAUUUCAACACUAUCCAUGUUCAUGACUGUUACAGACUGAUUACAGUGUAAUUCAAAACUUCAAUGUUCAGCUAUUUUACAAUAUAAAUAGAGUUUAAUUAUAACUUCUGUUUUCCUCAAGGUCAAUGUUUUGACUAAAAGUUCAGAGUACUGCAAGAAUACAUUUAGAUUUAACUAUUCAAAUACAAAGGUUAUAUUCAAGGUAUUGCUUGUUGCUAGUGCUUGGUUUUAUAGGUAGGGGUAACUGGUAAAUACAAAAACAGUAAAGCCGAGCCACCAUCAUUUAAUGACAGAUAAUUUUAGGGGGUAAUAUUACUGUUAUUUUGUUUAAAAAUGAUUUGCAGAUAUAACUUUCUGCAUUUAUUCUUGAUGAAAUAUCACUGACAUUCAUAUCUGAAACAUGUAUUUGUAUACAAAACUUGAGUAACUUUGUUGCAGAUAGAAAGAUUCAUAUAUGUAAUAUUUACUGGGUCACUGAUUCUUACAGCAGACCUUCAGCUCUUCUUCUUGUGCAUUUUCUCAGCCUUUUGUCUGGUCUGAAUGAAGUGCAGCUCAGCUUGAAUGAGAUCUGGUUCCUGACUGCGCCGUUUUAAGAUCUCUCACUUGGUUAUUUUAUAUCUUUGCAUAUUGUCCACUGAACUGCUCACUUAGCUAAAACUGAGCACAAAAAUGAGAUGAUGUGUUGUAUGAAAAGUCCCUUUUCUCUUUCCAUGAUUGUGAUACAGUUUGAGUUUACUUUUGCCAUUAGCUGAUUUGAAAUUCAAAAUUUGUUUUCAUUUUGGUGUUUUGUGUGCUGGAACUUUUACCCACUAUUUUUAAGGUUAACCAGGGUUUGCAUCUUUUGAAAACUCCUCUAAGGUUCUGGUCAGAAAGUCAUGUCUAUAUUGUUUAGACUGUAUACAACCUUUCUGACCCUAAACAAAAAUGCAAGUGGACAUAUCUUUUGAUGUCACUGCAUUGCAAAAGUGAUUUUUGUGAUGAUCUUAGAUUUAUACAAAUUACCUCUGUUAACUCACUUUUAUAAAACGGAUUUAUAAUUGUAUUGUUUUGGCCAUUGUUGUGCAUUUGUGUGUGUGUGACAGGUAUUUAUUAUGUAUUUUUGUACAAAUCUGUUUAUAUGUGCAGAAUAUAUUAUGGAUUUAUUGUUUUUUUAUUGUAAUGUUUGGUUUUUAUAAUAGAAAUAAUGAAUCCAGAUUUUCUUCAGCGUUGUACAUAAGCGGUAAAUACAUAAGUCUGCAUGUAGUUUGGCUCUUUUUCUGUUUGUAAAAUACUGAUAACUCUACUUACAAACAAAAAUUAUAGGCACAGAAAAUAUGUGUCCUAGAGUACAUUCAUUUACCAUUGCUUCUUGGUAUUUUCUCAA
This is a messenger RNA of Melanotaenia boesemani (Boeseman's rainbowfish), 4781 nucleotides long. Its product is annotated as sodium- and chloride-dependent GABA transporter 2-like. Lineage: Eukaryota; Metazoa; Chordata; Actinopteri; Atheriniformes; Melanotaeniidae. The transcript is spliced from 15 exons. The record is from RefSeq and is a predicted model, not a curated record. Gene Ontology annotation, biological process: sodium ion transmembrane transport. Gene Ontology annotation, cellular component: membrane. The coding region runs from base 156 to 1955 and encodes 599 amino acids.